UGAAAUAAAGAAAAUUGCACUGAAAAAACUGGAUUAUACAAAGCAUUGAAGAAAAAAAUGCUCACGCCAGAAUUCCAACUCUCGAUUUUUCAUUAAUUGAGAAGAUGACCAAUGAUGCGAUGACAUUAAUUCUGUUUUUUGUUUAACGAUUGAGUGCAAUUCACGUUUGAAAAAAUUCGUUGAUAGUUUGAAAUGGCGUUAGGGCGGAGGGUGAAGAAUUUGCAGUCAUCACUCCGCGGAUCACAGAUUAUUGCGGCGAUUGGGAUCGGAGUAGCCGUCGGAUGCGUGUUUGCAUUUUUGUUCCCCCAUGGAUUCUUCUCCACAAACCAGCUCACUAAAGUCCGCCAUGUUUCCGAUUCUAAUUCGGAGGUUGAUGCGGCAUCAUGUGAAUCGACUGAGAAGAUAGAUCUUCUGAAGUCGGAUAUUAGGAGGUUAUCUGAUAAGAAUGCUGAAUUGAAGAGACAAGUGAAGGAGUUGAAUGAAAAGAUGAGGUUCGCUGAGCAGGGGAACCGACUGGCGCAUGACCAAGUUAAGGUGCUGAAUGAACCACAUAAGGCUGGACCCUUUGGUACCGUUAAGAGUCUAAGGACGAAUCCAACUGUCGUUCCUGAUGAAACUGUAAACCCUAGACUUGCAAAGAUCUUGGCUAAGGUUGCUGUUAGGAAAGAGAUUAUAGUUGCUCUUGCCAAUUCGAAUGUCAAAGAAAUGCUUGAACUUUGGUUCACAUAUAUUAAGAAAGCCAAGAUUCCUAACUAUCUGGUGGUAGCCUUAGAUGAUGAGAUUCUAGAGCUCUGCAAGGCAAACGAUGUCCCUGUGUACAAGAGGGAUCGAGAUGAAUCUGUUGACGCUAUUGGAAAGGGUGGUGGAAAUCAUGCCGUAUCUGGCCUGAAGUUUCAUAUACUGAGGGAAUUUCUGCAGUUGGGCUAUGGUGUUCUUCUUUCAGAUGUAGAUAUAGUAUUCUUGCAGAAUCCUUUCGAUCAUUUGCAUAGAGACUCCGAUGUGGAGUCUAUGUCAGAUGGUCACAAUAAUAUGACUGCUUAUGGGUACAAUGAUGUUUCUGACGAGCCUGCGAUGGGUUGGGCUCGAUAUGCUCACACAAUGAGGAUAUGGGUCUUUAAUUCCGGUUUCUUCUAUAUAAGGCCCACUGUCCCUUCUAUUGAGCUGCUAGAUCGUGUGACUGGAAGGCUUGCACGGGAAGAUGCUUGGGAUCAAGCCGUUUUCAAUGAAGAGCUCUUCUUCCCUUCUCAUCCUGGUUAUAUUGGGCUUCAUGCUUCCAAGAGAACUAUGGAUUUUUAUCUCUUUAUGAACAGCAAGGUCCUUUUCAAGACUGUGCGGAAAGAUGCCACUCUGAAAAAAAUCAAGCCUGUUAUCGUUCAUGUGAAUUACCAUCCUGAUAAAUAUCCAAGAAUGAAAGCUAUUGUAGAUUUCUACUUGAAUGGCAAACAAGAUGCUCUAGACCCCUUUCCUGAUGGAUCUCAGUGAAGAGUUGAAGUCAUGAUAAAGCCACUUCUUCGGUGUUUAUUUCAAGUGUACACAGAUCAUCUCAACAGAGAAUCCCCCUCUUGGAGCUGUGUAUUUUGCGAAAUGUCAUUUGAAACAUCUCAUUUUCCUUCCAAACUUUGUUUUCUUGUGCUACAUCAGUUCUACCUUCUGUUUCAUGUAAUGUAUUUUUUUUACUGUAUGAAUUUCUAUACAUAUCAAAGUUUUCCUGUUUGAUCA
Molecule: messenger RNA, 1719 nt
Organism: Salvia hispanica
Lineage: Eukaryota; Viridiplantae; Streptophyta; Magnoliopsida; Lamiales; Lamiaceae
Product: arabinosyltransferase RRA3-like
Biological process (GO): root hair cell development
Molecular function (GO): glycosyltransferase activity
Source: RefSeq, a predicted model, not a curated record